GAAAUUAUGUUGGAUGCUCGGUCGUUCGGCUGAACGCUCGAGGCUUCGGUCGAAACAGCGGGGUUUGUCAGCAAAGAUUGCACCUGCUUCCACCGAGCUCGGCGGAACAACCAAUGCUCACGCCAACACAACCAACCAUUUCAUCAGCACCUGGAGAAUGUAUGAGCGCGGACGAUCAAAUUUCAAGCUGUGAUGUUCUCGUAUAAACAUGGGCCGUCGCUUCCACCGAACGUUCGACCGGACUAAAAGCCUACAUAAACAAGCUCCAGUCUCCUAGCAUUUCCUCGAACACAAUCAACCAUUAGUUACCAAACCUCGAGAACCGUCAUAUUACAUUAUCAUCAGAAUGGUCAAAAUCGCAUUCGCGGGUGGCUCGGGCAAUGUUGGCUCGGAGAUUAUUGAUGUCCUUGUUGCGACUCAGAAGCAUGAGAUUGUGCUAUUGUCACGAAAGGAAGCUCCUGUUGCCACUCAAGGCAUUACCUGGGUUCAGGUAGACUACCAGGAUCAAGCUCAAUUGACCAAAGCAUUGAACGGAGUACACACCGUUCUCUCAUUCAUUUCUGAACAGGAUGAUCCUUCUAGCCCCCUUCAGAAGAACCUGAUCAAUGCGGCAGUCCAAGCCGGAGUCAAGCGUUUUGCACCCAAUGAAUGGGCCUCGUCCGGUACUGACCAGAUGGGCUGGUAUGCCUACAAGGGCGAGAUACGUCGUUAUCUCCAGCAGCUGAACGAUAAAGAGAAGGUCCUGGAAUACACCCUUUUCCAGCCAGGCCUGUUCCUCAACUACUUGACAUACCCUUACAAGUCGACCAAACAUCUUCAGAAUACUGAAACUCCUUUCGAUUUCGAACAAUGUCGCCACCUCGUGGUCGAUGGAAGCAUCACCUUUACGACAGUCGAGGACCUUGCUCAGGUCGUUGCUCGAGCUCUGGAUUUUGAAAGCGAAUGGCCUGUUGUUGGUGGUAUCUCAGGCAACGAAUUGUCCAUGGAGGAGUUGGUCGCUCUCAGCGAGAAGAUCCGAGGUAAAUCCGCCAAGGUGGAGAAGAUUCCCGUAGAAGAGCUGAAGGAUGGGUCUUGGAAAAGCUCAUGGUCCCCAAAGAUCGAACAUCCCUCCAUUCCAGCAGAUCAGGUUGACCAACUGUCGAAGUUCAUGGUUGGCAGUAUCCUUCUAGGCGUUUCAGCCGGAGAGUUUGUUUGUUCGGACGAGUGGAACCAGUUGCUGCCGGAUCUCGAGUUCACUCAGGCAGAGGAGUACUUGACCAAAGCCUGGAAGGAUAAGCCCUGAGACAAGCGAGGCUUCGAUCUCCUCAGUAUUGC
This is a messenger RNA of Aureobasidium pullulans EXF-150, 1314 nucleotides long. Its product is annotated as NAD(P)-binding protein. The transcript is spliced from 6 exons. The coding region runs from base 347 to 1282 and encodes 311 amino acids. The record is from RefSeq and is a predicted model, not a curated record. NCBI's taxonomy places the organism in Eukaryota, Fungi, Ascomycota, Dothideomycetes, Dothideales, Saccotheciaceae.